Messenger RNA from Condylostylus longicornis, 3157 nucleotides. RefSeq names its product homeobox protein 2 (gene RhoGAP18B). The transcript has 6 exons. Bases 173 to 2701 code for a protein of 842 amino acids. The record is from RefSeq and is a predicted model, not a curated record. NCBI's taxonomy places the organism in Eukaryota, Metazoa, Arthropoda, Insecta, Diptera, Dolichopodidae. Gene Ontology annotation, cellular component: cytoplasm. Gene Ontology annotation, biological process: signal transduction; regulation of GTPase activity.
CCAACAUUUUGUAUUUACUAAGCAAACAUUGAUUUUUGAUGAAAAUUUUGGAAAAAAACAAAUUGAAGAAAAUAAGGAAAUAAAAUCUAACAAUAGUAAUAGCAGAAUUUGUAUACGUGAUAAUUUUAUUACGAAAGAAUUUAACAAUUAUAAAGGCAAUUUAAUUGAUUUUAUGAGUAGUGAACCAAAUAAAAAUAAUCCUCAGGAUAAUAAUUCAAUUAAUAAUAAAAAUAGUGAAAUUAAUAAUAAAGUAAAUCGUAAAAAACCAAUUCCACCACCUAGAAGAUUUUUACCUCAUAUGGCACCAACAUUACCACCAACACCACCUUUAAAACCCAGAAAUCUAUCAAAGGCUACAAUUGUAGAAUUACAACAGGCAACAACAACAACGGUAAUAAAUCCAACAAAUUCCAUAAAAGUUUCACCUCCAAUUGUAUCAUCAAGAAGUAAAAGUACAGCUAAUAAAAAUUUAUCAUCAUCAUUAUUGUCAACAUCACCUCAUGAUAUGAGAUCACAAUUAAAAGAUGAUGAUGAUAUUUAUCAACCAAUAUGGAAAUGUCAAACUUUAAAUACAGUAGAGAAAAAUAAUAAUAAUAGUAAAUCUGAUUUUGAAUCAAAAUAUGUAGGAAAUAAUAAGGCGUCGUCUUUUAGUAAUAAUAAUGAAUCAGAUAUAAAUAAUAAAGACAAGACAUCUUUCAAAUCGUCGCAAUCACCAUUAUUAUCACCAUAUCUGAAAAAUAAAGAACCGAAAUUUAAAAUAACUUCAUUAGAUUUUAUUGAAGGGGCUGACAUUAAAGAUGAUUCAUCAACAACGGAAGAUUCAUCAGAAAAGAUAACCAUAAAUACAACUGAAGACGAUCACAGUCAAUGGGAAACAGACGAUGAGUUUAUGUUUUCAACCAAAAUGAAUAUUAAAGAAUCAAAUUCCAUAAAUUAUCCCCGAAAUUCGAACACGAAUUCAAAUGAUUUAUUAAUAAAAACAAAUAAGGAAAAUGAUGAUGAUGAUUUUAAUUGUGGUAGUAGUCUAUCAACUUCCACCGGAAGUACCUUAACUGGAAGUAAUUGUAUAAGAAUAUCAAAAUCAGAUCCAGAAUUAAAAAUGGAAUCAUUUUUAAUUAAUAAUGCGAAUUCGUACAAUGUGAAAAAUGAUCAAAAAACAACAAUGAUAAAUUUUGAUAAUACAAAUCAAAAUAAUUUUAAUUCAUGGAAAACAGUAUGCAUUUUAUAUAGUCCAUCUGUUGCAAAAUAUCGUAAAAUAUUAUAUGAUUAUAAUAGCAAUGAAAUAAAUUUUAAAUUAAAUGACAAUUUCUUAAAUAUAAAUGACAAUAUCAAAUUAAAUACUUCAAUUACAAAUAAUAAUAAUAAUAAUUCAAAUAAUAAUUCUUUUGAAAAUAAUAAUGAAACUCAAUUGGAAUCAAGGAUAACAACGAAACCUCUUCCUCAAUCACUUAAUUUAGAUAUUACAAAUAAUAAUUAUAAUAAUAAAAAUGAUAAUAAUAAUACUGUUAUAUUACGUUCCGAUUCAUUUCGUAUGAAAACUUCAUUACAUAGAAAUUAUGAAAAUAUUGCAUUAAAAAGAAAAAUUACUGCAAUGGCAGCAAUUGCUAGUUCUCAGAAUAGUAGCAAUACAAAUUGUAAUAACAAUAUUACAAGUGAAAGUACACCAUUAACAACUUUAACUAAUGCUACAAUUGUCGCUGAUGAAUCUGAAAAAUAUGGUUUUCUUUAUAAACAAAAUUUCAAUAAUAAUUUUCAAAGUAUUAUACUGGCAUGGAAGGAAACAUUAAUGAAUAUCAAUCUUAUUGAAGAUGAAGAAGAUAUGUUUGUUUCCGAGGAAGAAAUAUUAAAACUCAAAGAAACUGCUGUACAAUCGGAUCAAAAUAAUUUUCAGAAAUUCAAAAGUCAAUCAACUGAUAAUUUACAUAAUAUACCUGAUGCUCAAGAUAAAAAAUCAAUACGUGAAAGAUUCCGAAAUAAAUUGCAAAGAGGAGUUCUAAAAUUAAAUAGUCGUCAAGUCAAAGAUAGUGGCAAUAAAAAAGGAAAGGAAAGCUUUAAGCGUCUUAACGUGAAUAGUGUUUGCUUUGAAGAUCAACCAAAAUAUCCUAUAUUUGAUGCCGAAUUGCAAGAAGUUGAAAUGAAUGGUAUAUGUGAAAAUGUACCACGUUUUGUAGUUGAUUGUAUUGAGAUUAUUGAACAAAAAGACUGUAUACAAAUUGAUGGAUUAUAUCGGGCAUCUGGAAAUAAAGUUGCUAUUGAUGAUUUAAAAAAAAGAUUAACUGAAAACUAUAUAUUUGAUUAUAAAAUGUUAAUGAAAAAUGAAGAUAUUCAUACGAUAACUGGUCUCUUAAAAUUAUUCUUUAGAGAAUUAAAAACUCCAUUAAUACCAGAAUCAUAUUAUCGUAAAUUACCCGAUAAUUUAGUUGACAAUUCAAAUUUACCAUUAAUUAAGGAAAUAUUGAAUGAAAUACCACAACCAUCAUUGGGAACCUUAAAAUAUUUAUUAAAGCACUUAACAACUGUGGCGCAAUAUAGUUCAGAAAAUCGUAUGCCUGCAUCUAAUUUAGCUAUAGUUUGGGGCCCUUGUAUAUUAUUAUCCGAAAAUACAGGACCAUUCGAUAUUGGACGAAUGAAUACUUUAGCAAAGGUUUUAAUUGAAAAAUAUGAUUUUAUAUUUGGAGAUGAUGAACGACUAGUUAAUUAAAUUAAAUAAAUUUUAUUUUUAAAUUAACUAUAUUAAAAAAUUUUUAUAUGAAAAUUAUCCAAUUAAUUAUGAUUUAAUCUUAAAAUUUUUUAUCUUUGUAAUCUUUAUAGCAUCACUUUACUCUUAUUAAUUCACAAAAUAAUUAGCUUAAGUUAUAUAAUUCCCUAAUAUAAUUAAUUUAAAUAAUAAUAUGUACAUAGUUUUAAGAGAGAAUAUACCAAAAAUGAAAACUUUUUUUUUAUUCUUUUUUGUAAAAAUAUAAAGGUAGCUAAAACACUCCGAUAACAUUAUCUAAACGAACAUUGUGAUAAAAGUAAAAUAUUAGACAUUUAUGUAUAGUGGAAUAAAUUAUAUUUAUAUAAGAUUCAGGAGUUAAUAGAUAUAUACUUUUUAAUAAGAUUAUGUAUUAUAUUUUUAGUUGAAAAAUUUAAAUAUCAUAAGUUUUUAUAUCAUUAU